AUGGAGAUUCCUGCUGCUGCUGGUGAAUCAGUGCUUGGUACAAUCAAAAUCGCUGUGAUGCCAAUUGCCAAGGUUUUUACCAUGUGCUUCUUGGGUCUUCUCAUGGCCUCUAAAUACGUUAACAUUUUGCCUCCCUCUGGCCGUAAACUCUUGAACGGGUGGCAUCUUCCGAAUGUUGUUCUUGGCACCAUCUCAGGCUCGAUAAUCGGUUUCAUUGUUGCUACCAUCAUUCGUCCGCCAUACCCUUAUUUCAAAUUUACAAUCAUACAAAUUGGAGUUGGUAACAUUGGCAACGUACCUCUUGUUUUACUAGCGGCCCUAUGUAGGGAUACCUCCAACCCUUUAGGUGACUCCGAAAAAUGUAGCAUUGAUGGCACUGCUUAUAUAUCCUUUGGUCAAUGGGUUGGUGCCAUCAUCCUCUACACAUAUGUGUACCAGAUGUUUGCUCCUCCUCCAGAAGGGUUUGAUGCUGAAGAAGAAAAUCUUCCUUUGAAAAACCUGCCAGUAGAUGCUGCUCCAGAGCAAGUCCCCUUGCUUACUCAGAAUUUCCCCAAGGACAUUUCGCCUGCUCAAGUUCGCCUGCCUGUACAGAACACCGGACCUAGAGGAAGAACGGAUUCAAGGAAAAGCAAGAUUACACAGAUCUUUGUUUUCCUCUAUGAGAAGUUGAAACUGAAGCAAAUUGUUCUGUUCAUGUAUUAUCUGUCAAUCCGAUGAUCAAGACUCAUAAGAGACCAUGCGAUUGCCUUUACCGUGUAGCUAAACUAUACAUCAACAUACUCUUCUGAA
Capsella rubella is the source of this 789-nucleotide messenger RNA. RefSeq names its product protein PIN-LIKES 6. The coding region runs from base 1 to 717 and encodes 238 amino acids. The record is from RefSeq and is a predicted model, not a curated record. Gene Ontology annotation, biological process: endoplasmic reticulum to cytosol auxin transport. Gene Ontology annotation, cellular component: membrane. Lineage: Eukaryota; Viridiplantae; Streptophyta; Magnoliopsida; Brassicales; Brassicaceae. The transcript is spliced from 5 exons.